CCCCUCGCGCUCGCAGCCUCGCAUCCAAUCCAUGCGCGUAGUGCACUUGUUUACCGAGUGAGUGAUGCGGAGCCCGGACCGUUUGUGUUCCAACAAAUAUGGAUAAAAUGUCUAUGUCCGCCGACUAAGUGAUGUGCGUUAGUGCAACGAGCCAGCGGGAACCGCAGCGCAGGACAUGAGGUGUGCAGCAAGACCGUGCGGCGAGAGAACGCGACCCGAGAACCAUGGUGGACAAUAGGCACGGCACCAGUCGCCUUUGAGAACGUUGGAGGAAAAUCACGAUUUGCUCCCAUUGCAAUGUUCUCGAGCUCGUCCUCGGGGCCGGACACGCAAAACUAUGACUUCGAGAAGGAGGAGAACGCGGCCAAGUGGCGGGGUGUCUUCGUGCAGUCCCUGAAAAAGGUGCUGGAACAGGUGCAUCCCUCCCUCACUGCACGCGAAGAUGCCCUAGGGAGGGUGGAAACAUUGAUUCUGCGGCUUCUUGGUAUGCUCUGUGCCCGUCCUUCUCCUCAUACGGUUCAAGAUGUUGAGGACAGAAUCAAGCGCACCUUCCCAGGGCCCAUUGAUUGUUGGGCUCUCAAUGAGGCUCAGGAAGCACUGGAAAAGGGGAAGAAGAAAGAAAAUAAACUAGUGUUACCUGUCGAUAGAGUCCACACAAUGCUUCAAAAGGAUGUUUUACAGUACAAAAUUGACAUUCAAGUUACUCAGUUCUUAGUUGCAGUUCUGGAAUAUAUUUCUGCUGAUAUAUUGAAGUUGGUUGGAAAUUAUGUAAAAAAUAUUCGCCAUGUAGAAAUUACAAGCCAAGAUGUUAGAAUAGCCAUGAAUGCUGACAAGGUACUUUUGGAUCUGUUCUGCCAAGAGGAUGAUGGCAGUGCGGGUGCUCCUGUGACACACUUGCCUGAACCGCAACGUACUCCACAUACAUAUGAAGACGUAGUUAAGGAACUUAUUCAAGAUGAGAAGCAGUAUCUGAAGGAACUUCACAUGAUCAUCAAAGUAUUUAGAGAGGAAAUUGCAAAAGUAGUCAACCAUGACAGCAGGGAGUUAGAUUUAUUGUUCAGUAACAUAAUGGAAAUCCAAGAAUUAACAGUCACACUUUUGGGCUCCCUUGAGGAUAUGCUUGAAAUCUGUGAAGAAAAGCAACAUCCUGCAGUUGGUAGCUGUUUUGAAGAGCUUGCAGAGGGUGCUGAAUUUGAUGUAUAUAGCAAGUAUGCCCGAGAUAUUAUUCAAGAACCCUGUAGGGAGGUAUUGUCAAGGUUACUUGCAAGACCAGAUGUGUAUAAUGCUUUACAGUCAGCAGGUCAUGGUUUUAGGGAAGCAGUGAAAUACUACUUACCUAAAUUGCUACUGACCCCUGUGUGGCAUUGCUUUCUUUAUUUUGAUUAUCUACAGAGAUUGGGUAGAUUAUGUCCAGUAAAAGAUGAUAAAGAAACAUUGGAGCAAGUUGGGGGUCUCCUGCGACCACUGGAAGUAGAACUUAAUGCUAUUCUUCUACAUACUCCAAGACAGGAAGUGGGGGUGCGGCAGCCGCGGGCCCGGCGCCAGGCAGCCCAUGAAAAGCUAAGUGAGUUGCACAGUACGAUUUACGGCUGGGACGUCAGAGAAAGUGGGCAAUAUUGCAAUGAAUUUAUCAGAGAGGAUAAUCUAGGUAAGGUAGGUUCUGGGAAACGUCUGACUGAACGCAGAGCGUUCCUGUUUGAUGGUCUUAUGGUGCUUUGCAAACCAAACAACAAACGCACCUCUGUGUCUGUCAACAUUGGCCCUACACAGGGUGAAUAUAGAAUGAAGGAAAAGUAUUUCUUUCGGAAGUUAGAGAUAAUAGACCGUGAAGAUUCAGAUGAACUGAAAUAUGCUUUUGAUAUCGCCCCAAGGGGUGCUCCUACUGUGACUUUAGUUUGCAGCUCAGCUGAAGAGAAAAACAGCUGGAUGGCUGAUCUAAUAAUGCUCAAUACUAAAAGUAUGUUGGAGCGAACUCUUGACAGUAUAUUAUUGGACGAGGAGAAAAAGCAUCCUUUAAAACUACCUCCUCCUCAUUUGUAUAAGUUUGCUGAAGCAGAUUCAAAGGACAACAUUGCAUUGGAAGAGAGAGAGAAUGCAGGUGUACCUUUAAUAAAGGGAGCUACUUUGUACAAAUUAGUUGAAAGGCUCACAUACCAUAUAUAUGCUGAUCCUAUGUUUGUUAGAACAUUUCUGACAACAUAUCGUAGCUUUUGUACACCAAAGGAGCUGUUACAUUUGCUCAUUGAGAGAUUUAUGAUCCCUGAUCCAUCUCAAGUUUAUGAAGAUCAUGACCAAGAUGGUGAUAGCGAUAAGGCUGCCAAGAAUUCUCAGAGGGAGGACUGGAAGAGAUACCGUAAGGAGUUUUGUCAGCCAGUACAGUUCAGGGUAUUGAAUGUUUUACGCCACUGGGUUGAUCACCAUUACUAUGACUUUGAACGUGACCCAGAGCUUUUGGAAAAAUUGCAUGCAUUCCUAGAGACAGUACAAGGCAAAUCCAUGCGAAAAUGGGUUGACUCAGUUUUGAAGGUUGUACAAAGAAAAAGUGAAUCAAAUGAGCAAUUACAACGGCACAUCACAUUCCCUUUUUAUCGGUCGCCACCACCUGUUGAGUGGCACAUUAAAUGUCCUGAGGAAGAAUGGACUAUACUAACUUUGCAUCCCAUUGAAAUUGCUCGCCAACUGACUUUGUUGGAGUUUGAAUUGUACCGGGCGGUGAAGCCUUCUGAAUUAGUUGGAAGUGUUUGGACCAAGAAAGACAAGGAGCAAUCAUCACCUAAUCUUCUUCGCAUGAUAAAGCAUACAACUAAUUUCACUCGGUGGCUUGAGCGAAAUAUAGUUGAAGCUGAAAACUUUGAAGAAAGAGUGGCUAUAGUAUCUCGAAUUAUUGAAAUUAUGCUGGUGCUUCAAGAAUUGAACAAUUUUAAUGGUGUUUUGGCUGUUGUUUCUGCUAUGGGUUCAGCAUCAGUUUACAGACUCAAGUGUACAUUUUCUAAUCUGUCGGCUCGUUUGGAAAAAGCUCUUGAAGAUGCAAGAGAAUUGAACAGUGAUCACUUUAAGAAGUAUCAGGAGAAACUGAGGUCAAUUAAUCCUCCUUGUGUUCCUUUCUUUGGAAUGUACCUCACAAACAUUCUACACAUUGAAGAAGGAAACCCAGAUUUCUUACCUAAUGCCCCAACUCUGAUAAACUUCAGCAAAAGGCGAAAGGUCGCUGAAAUCACUGGUGAAAUUCAACAAUAUCAAAACCAGCCAUAUUGUCUACUAGUGGAGAAAAACCUAAGGCGCUUUAUUGAGACAUUAAAUCCCUUUGGAGACAAGGGAGAGUUAGAGAUAGCAGAUUUUCUAUACCAGAAAAGCUUAGAAGUUGAACCAAGAAAUUGCACGCGGCCCCCAAGAUUUGGUCGGCGCUGGCCGGAGUUGAACCUUAAGUCACCAGGCAUCAAGCCUCGCGGCUUGGCUAGUCGAACCCACCCUCCCACUCCACUGACUAGUGUCACAGAGCGACCAGUUAUCUCCAACUGCGACAAGGAUGGAGAGGACACUCCUCGCACCCCUCUCACAGCACCCCCCACUCCUCCUUCACACCCUGGACAAUUUUCAACCGCCAGCGACUUUGGUGUCUUUGCUCAGGUCGUCCUGGGACCCUCUGGCCACGGCAACUCGUCGCCCGGAGGGCUCUCGCAGAUGUCGCAGUUGUCGCAGAUGUCGCACAUCUGCUCGCAGUCCACGACGAGCUUGGUGUCGCCCACGCUGCAGCAGGGGCAGCCCAGCCCCGCGGGGCCCGGCCCAUGGUCCGGCGGGGGGCUUCCGGGCGCCUCCCCCGCGACCUCGCCGUCCUUCGUGCACCCCCCGACCAGCCUGCCCUUCUCCGCCCCGGACAAGAUGCCCCCUCCCGCCAACCCCCCGCCUCUUCCCCCGCGCCGGCCGCGCGAGAGCUCCAUCAGUGACGGCGCCUCAGGCCCCGCGCUGUCGCCCGUCUCCAACCAGGCUCCAGCCAGGAUCCCGUCGGCCAGCCAGGCGCAGGCUGCACAGGCUCUGCAGGCGCGCCAGGCGCCCGACGCCCCCAUCCUGCCGCCGCGGGACCUGUCUCCGCCCCCGCUGCCCCCCAGGACGGGCACGCUGCCGCGGCCGCACGCCCAGCGGCGCAACUCGGCGCUUGGGGACGCGCCGGGGCUGGGCGCCGCGUGCGCCGCUCAGGUGCAACCCCAGCCUAGGAGGCACAUGUCCUUCAACGGGCCCACGUCCGCGUGCUCUGCCUCGCAGCCGCCGUCACCGCCCGCCAACAGCACUAGUCCCGUGGCGUACGCCUCAGCUGGAUUCCCGACCACCUACAACCACCGAGCGACGCAGUCGGUGCCCAGCACGACGCAGAGGCCGCCGGGGCCCGGACCCCACCGGCACGGGCUCAGCAACCUCAGCUGGCACCCGCCGAGGGUGGGGUCCGCGCCCACGCCGGCGCCGUCCCUCAACCGGCACGGCAACCAGGUGGGCAUGCACGGCCGGCCCGUGCACCAGCGGCACGGCAGCGACAGCGACUGCCCCCCGGUGCCGCCGUCGCCCUCUGCGCUCACCGCCCCCAGCCCGCGGCUGCCUCCCAAGCCCCAGGGGCAGCUGCCCGGCCUGCCCGGCGCCCACUGACCGCGCCAGCCGCGCCAUCAGGGCCAUCAGCAGGGCUUUCAGAAGUUCACAAGUUGACAGAAGUGUUCAUUGUCGCCUGAAUGUUGCUACUAAUGGUUGGUUUAUAUUGUUACUUGUCAAUUUUUCUUUCUAUCUUUUAAACCUUUUUAUUUUUUUGUUUGUUUUGGAUUGUCAGCCUCGUCAUUAUGUGGUGCUGUUUUUAAGUGAUUCAUUGGGAAUAUUUACAUGAAAUGUCUAUGAGAUUUGUUGUAAUUUUGCCACAUUUUGCGGUUUGGAAUAUGCUACUGGGGAAUAAUUAUCAUUAUUUUUAUUGUUUUUCAAUUUUUAAAUGUCGACAACUUCUAUUCCAAUAUUUCCAAUAUGUUGUGUCUGUGUGUAAAGUACAGCUGUGUAUUUCUUUAUUUUUAUUGAUUUGUUAUUCUGCUUUAGUUUUGUGCUGAAAAUGAAUGCCUUAUGAGCUAAGCAACUACACUAAUAUACAACAUUGUGGUUUUGAUGCCUCUGCAUGGUAAUUCAAAGUGUCCAGCAAACUCUAAAUAAGGAUUUUUUAUCUUAUCUAUAGUUGAGGUAGACUUUAAAAACCAUGAACUUUACAGAGACCCAGCUUGUAGAUUGUCUCCUACUCUCCUAUUCUGAACAAAAAGCUUCUUAUAUUGUUUUGUGUGCUUGCUUUUGUUUUAAAUUACUUGAAAAUUUUAUUGUACAAGACAAACUUGAAUGUAAGUUGUUUUGUGAUAAAUUUAAUCCAUUCACUGCUUGUUCUUUUCACAAACGCUGGGCUGCAACACUUUAGGUUUUUCUUAAAGUAAAAGCUUUGCUUCAAUAUUUUAUCUAUUAGCAUCCGAACAAGCCCAACAUGAAUUUUGAAAAGCAGAACAGCCAUUAAAAUUAUUGAUUUGUAGAAUGAUAAUUAUUUAGACUGUGUAUUAAGAUAAAAAAAUGUGCCUGAAAAGAUUUUAUAUGUUGUAAUAUGUACGUAGGUAAUUGUUGAAUUGUCUUACAUUUUCAGAAAUUUUACAUGGCUUGUUGCCAGUUGUCAAGUUGGAUUUUGAUUUUAGUGGGAAUCUUUGCAUUGAAGCUAUACAAUUUGGCCAAGUGGUCUGUUUUUAGUCAAUAUUCCAGCAACAGCUCAUUCUCACUUUCUGUCACCAUUACAAGCUAAAGAUGGGAUCAUUGAAAGGGGUAUUUGUUGAUUUCCUACUAUCUUGAGCUACUGGGUAACACUUUGCAUUUUACCAAUAAUCAAUCUUUCCAGCAUAUAGAGUUGCUAGGUACUAAUUCAGUUUGUACCUCAGAGGGUGGCAUUUUGUAAAAGUGCCUCAUCUAUGUUGUUGAUUUGCCACUAUUCCUGUGCCAAAACUUAACAUUCCUGGUUUGAUGUUUGUAAUACAAACAUUGUUGAAAUUCUUUAUUUGAAAUCCUUAGUUUUCUUCUACAGACUGCAAAAGAAUGUCAAUGUUUAUGAGUAAAUUCAGAAUGAAGGUGAAGAGUCAGGAAUAACCACAAAUGUUGUAUGACAGAUGAAUGAACUGUGAUAUGUAGUGUUUUUAAUUUUGUGAUUGAUUUUUUAUGACUCUGUAGAUUUGUAGUGUAUAUACGUGUGCCUUAUAUUUUAUGGCAAGGUGCAUAGAUCCUAUAUAUGCAGUAUAUAAAAGUUAUAUAAAUGACCAAACAAUGAAUUACUAUUCAUUGCUUAUGUAUGUGAUUGUAUAGAGUAAAUAAAUUGUUGAGAAAGCAGA
This is a messenger RNA of Frankliniella occidentalis (western flower thrips), 6374 nucleotides long. RefSeq names its product protein son of sevenless (gene Sos). The transcript is spliced from 24 exons. The coding region runs from base 298 to 4635 and encodes 1445 amino acids. The record is from RefSeq and is a predicted model, not a curated record. Gene Ontology annotation, biological process: positive regulation of GTPase activity; Ras protein signal transduction. Gene Ontology annotation, cellular component: plasma membrane. Gene Ontology annotation, molecular function: protein heterodimerization activity; guanyl-nucleotide exchange factor activity. Lineage: Eukaryota; Metazoa; Arthropoda; Insecta; Thysanoptera; Thripidae.